Messenger RNA from Stegostoma tigrinum, 5722 nucleotides. Its product is annotated as carbohydrate sulfotransferase 11-like. Gene Ontology annotation, biological process: carbohydrate biosynthetic process; proteoglycan biosynthetic process. Gene Ontology annotation, molecular function: sulfotransferase activity. The coding region runs from base 236 to 1267 and encodes 343 amino acids. NCBI's taxonomy places the organism in Eukaryota, Metazoa, Chordata, Chondrichthyes, Orectolobiformes, Stegostomatidae. The record is from RefSeq and is a predicted model, not a curated record. Gene Ontology annotation, cellular component: membrane. The transcript is spliced from 3 exons.
GGAGGUAAGAGUGUUGUAAAUAUACGCUUAGUACUGAGGCCAAUCCGCGAAACAGUGGUGGGGGAGGCUGUUCUAGGAGAAGUGGUUGUCGUGGUGGAACUCCCUGCUCCGGGCUGGUGGUAGGGUCCGGAGCUCCUGCUACAACGGAGCGGAGUUACAUUGUAGCAGACGGUAUCGGAGUGGGAACUGGUGCGGGGUUCCUCCUCCCUGAACAACGGGAUUGGGAGGCAAUGCCAUGAGGAGUACCAGGGCGGUUCGUCUCGCUGCUCUGACCUGCCUGGGAUCCUUCUUCCUCCUCGUCCUUUAUUUCCAAGGCACUCUCAGCCCAGUUGCUGGUCGGCUGGUUCCUAAAGAGUCUGGUGGAAAGGGCAAGAGCAAUGGAGCCCAUCAGCGCUACAACCUCGGGAAGAAGUUUGUCCGUUCCGAUGCCCAGCAGAUACACGAGCGUCGCCGUGCCAUGUUGAACAAGAACUGCGCUGCCCACAAUAAGCUGAGCCGUAAACGGAGGAUCCUGAACGCUGGCGACCUGCGACACCUCAUCGUUGAUGACCAGCAUGGGCUGCUGUACUGCUAUGUGCCGAAGGUGGCAUGUACCAACUGGAAGAGGGUGAUGAUGGUACUGACCGGGAGUGGCAAGUACACUGACCCCUUGACCAUCCCGGCCAGUGAGGCUCACGUGGCCUCGAACCUGCGCACUCUGGACAGCUACGGCACUGCCGAAAUCAACUACCGGCUGAGGAACUACCUCAAGUUCAUCUUUGUCCGCGAGCCCUUCGAGCGCCUGCUCUCUGCCUAUCGGAACAAGUUUACUCGCAGGUACAACACGGCCUUCCACAAACGCUACGGGACGAAGAUCAUCCGAGAGCACCGGCAUAACCCCAGCGCCGAGGCUCUGAGGCGGGGCGCUGACGUCACCUUCCAGGAGUUUGUGUGGUACCUGGUGGACCCCAAGACUAGGAGGGAGGAGCCCUUCAAUGAGCACUGGGAGACCGUUUACUCCCUGUGCCAUCCCUGUCUGAUCCACUAUGAUGUGGUGGGCCACUAUGAGACCCUGCUCCAAGACGCCCGUUACCUCCUGGACCUGAUCGAAUCUGACCUUCGCAUCACAUUCCCCUCGUCCAAUGUGUCGUCACGGACCACCAAUGACCUGACAGCCACCUUCUUCAAGAAGAUCUCGCCGUUUUACCAGAGGCGGUUGUAUAAGUUAUACAAACUGGACUUCACCCUCUUUAACUACUCUGUCCCCUCCUACCUGAGCCUACACUGACCCAGCGGGGGUCCCUCCUGUUGCCACAGUGGGCUUCAGGGAUUCGCAGCUUAAACCGAGGCAUGACGAAAGACCCUUCGGCCUAUCGUCCGAGGAGCGGUCACCGUACCGGAAAUGUUAACUUCUGAUUAAUUUUUUUUCCUUCACAGAUGGUGCCAGAACUGAGUUUUUCCAGCAACAUCUGUAUUUGUUCCAGCAUCCGCAGUUCUUUCGGUUUUUCUCCGGCCCGUCAUGUCCGCCAGUGAUACUCCUGCCAUCCAGCCUUGUGUUCAAAAAUGUCUCAAAUGCUCAGAUGAAUAGUUUUUUUUAAAAAAAUUCAUUCACGGGGUGAGGGCCUCUCUGACCAGGCAGCAUUUAUUGCCUAGAGGAGUAGUUAAGAGGCAGCCAUAUUGGUGUGGGUCUGGAGUCACAUGUAGGCCAGACCAGGUAAGGAUGGCAGUUUCCUUCCCUAAAGGACAUUAGUGAACCAGAUGGGGGUUUCCAACAAUUAACAGUCAUUUUUGGACUCUUAAUUCCAGAUUUUUUUUUUUGAAUUCAGAUUCCACCAUCUGCGGUGACGGGAUUUGAACCCGGGUCCUGGAACGUUAGCUGGGUCUCUGAGUUAACAGUCCAGCGAUAACACCACUGGCACUGCAGACCUUGACAGACUCACAGCCCAUUGGCUUGGUGAUUCUAUGAGGUGUGACCUCCUCCUGAGUGGUGAAUGGAUGCCCCUCAGGGGAGGGGACUGUGUUCCCCGGUCACAUGUUAGGCCGGACAGCUAAAAAAACAGCCCCCAACCACUCAGCCUUUCUUCCACAACCUUGUCAUUUAUUCCUCUCCAAACACGUCCAAUCCCACAGGAAUAAAAACACAAGAACUAGGAGCAGGAGGAGGCCAUUCAGCCCCUCAGGCAAUCAAUGCUGGCCAAGCCACGCACUCAUCCUGUGACCAGUGUAAAUAACAGUGAGAUACUGUGACUAAGAUGGAGUUACUAAACCUCAGUGCUGUGUGUAAUAGAAGAUCACCAGGGCUAAGAAAAGGAGGAGGCCAUUCAGCCCCUUCAGCCUGCUGUGCCAUUCAAUACCAUCAUGGGUGAUCUCAUCUCACCACAACUCCUGUUUCCUGCCCACUCUCCAUAACCUUUCACCCCAUCACUGAUUAAACAUCUGUCUAUCUCCUCCUUAAAUUUCCUCAAAGUCCCAGCAUCCACCACGCUGUGAGGGCGUCAGUUGCACAGAUUCAUGGCCCUUUGAGAGAAGCCAUUCCUCCCCAUCUCUGUUUUAUACCAGUUACCCCCUAAUCCUAAAGCCAAAACCUCUCGUCCGAGAUUGCCCCACACGAGGGAACAUCCUUUCUACGUUUACUUUGUCAUUCCCCUUUAGCAUCUUAUGGGCCUCAAUGGGAUUUCCUCUCGAUCUUCUAAACCCCAGAGAGUAUGGGCCUAAACUGCUCAAUGUCUCCUCAUCGGGCAAACCCCUCAUCCCUGGAAUCGAUCUGUGAACGUCCCCUGAGCUGCCUCCCAACACAACUGCACCCCUCUCCGGGGAAGGGGACCACCACGGUACUUAAUACUCCGGGGUGUGGCCUCACUAAUACUUUGUACAACUGCAGCAACACAUCCCCUACUUUUAGACUGUGUUUCUUUAGCAGCAAAUGCUGAAAUUCCGUUUGCCUUCCAUAUUACCUGAUCUAUCUGCAGAUAGAAUGGGAGGUUGGUUGGCUGGAUGGCUAGUUUGUGAUGCAGGGCCUCACCAACAGUUCGGGUUGAAUUCCCGCACCAGCUGAGAUCACCAUGAAAGGCUCUCCAUCUCCAGCUGCCCCCACGCCUUAGGCGUUGUGACCCUCCAGGUUAACCCCACCCUCAUCGUGUGUCUGUCUUUCUGAGGGAGCACUCUAUGGUCUGGCACGGUCGCGGUGACUUGACCUUUCUGUAUAAACUAGAGUGGAGGACUUGUGAGCAGGAGGAGGUCACUCAGCCCUUCCACCCUGCUGUACUGUCCCGUUAAGAUCCUGGUCCUGGCUUCUGGCCACAUUCCACUUCCCUGUCUGCCGCCUCCCCACCCCCACCCAUAAUGAUUGGCUGCUUUCUCGAUCAAAAGUCUCACCUGGCCGUCAAUAAAAGACCCAGUUUCAGGGAAGAGAAAUUCACCCUUCAGUGGUCCUUGGCAACAGAUAAAUUCUCCUCAUUCAUCUGAAAGAGGAUCCCUCUUAUUCUUCAGUAGGGAAACUCAGAAGGGGACUGUGGCCCCCUCGAGAUUCUAAUCUCUUCCAGGUUUCUUGAGGGAUCUGAUUAAACGUUGUGUCCCAAUCAGCCUCGCUGUGUGAAGUUGUCGUUUUGCCAGUUAUUUGAACACUGACUUUUGUUGACCAGGUCGCUUUGCCACAGGAGGCAGUCUCACGUUAUUUAUUCGAUCAGAACGCCCUCUCUAUUGCCCUGACUAAAACCUUUCAUCAAGUGCAAUCCCAGCUCCUCCAGCCUGUCCGCCUUCACUGAUCUUUCUCAUCGCCCUCCCCGUCACUGUCCCCCAGACCCUGACGCCCUCCAGAAACAGCAGGUUACCACCAAGUCUCCAAAUUGAGGCCUCACCAGAAAUUUGUCAAGUUUUACUGGGAGCCUCCUAACUCUGUUCUUCUUUUCAAAAUAUCUGAUACCCCCUUUCUCUCCCUGCGCCCCCCAAUCCCAGAGACAUCAGGCUCUGUGUUUCUUAACCCCCUCCUGCCACUUGCUCUGCUCUGUUCAGAGCUUUCCCAAUUCCUUUCUCCACGCAGUUAACUUUCCAGCCAUUCACAUGUUGCUCUGGGAAGGCUGGUGGAAACAUCCGGAAGGCUGCCCCUCUUGGCGACCGUCCGGAGUUUCCUGGCUGGAAAUUGAUGGACUUUUUCUCUCGGGUGAGGCCGAGGUAAACGGGCCAAUGGAGAUGAGGUACAGAUCAGCCACGAUCUGAUGGAUAGAUGAGUAUGUUUUGAGGGGUUGAAUGGCCGCCUCCUUUUCCUAAGAUGCCAGGCAAAGCCCAUACAGAAGAGGCAAGCGAAUGACAACAGAGCCUUUUGCUUGGAUGUGUAGGAAAGGUCGGAACCCCCCAAACUAGAGAAACGUUCAACUGUUAGGCUCCCUGUUUGCUGUCUCCUGUGGGUACUCGGUUUCUGGGGCCUGUGGGGCUGGAUCCCACGGUUGAUUGGCUGCCGAGUUCAUUGACUGCUCCAUUUAUAGAACAUAGAACAGUACAGCACAGAACAGGCCCUUCAGCCCACGAUGUUGUGCCGACCAUUGAUCCUCAUGUAUGCACCCUCAAAUUUCUGUGACCAUAUGCAUGUCCAGCAGUCUCUUAAAUGACCCCAAUGACCUUGCUUCCACAACUGCUGCUGGCAACGCAUUCCAUGCUCUCACAACUCUCUGUGUAAAGAACCUGCCUCUGACAUCCCCUCGAUACUUUCCACCAACCAGCUUAAAACUAUGACCCCUCGUGUUAGCCAUUUCUGCCUGGGAAAUAGUCUCUGGCUAUCAACUCUAUCUAUGCCUCUCAUUAUCUUGUAUACCUCAAUUAGGUCCCCUCUCCUCCUCCUUUUCUCCAAAGGGUCCUGGGUUCCCGGGGUGCGCAUAGCUGGUCCUCCAGGGUGCUGUGUCCCCUGGGUGCUGAGGCUAGCUGUCCCAGGGGUUUCUCUGGCUGUGUUCUCUGACAGCAUAGACGUUGCCCCUCAUUCUCUGCUUCUCCGUCUCACCCAGGGACCGAGACCAUGCCGUGGCCAGCUGGAGGGUAUUUGCAAGCGCGGCACAGUUUGGCACAGUGAGUGGUUUUCCAUUGGUAUCCUAUGAGUGGAACUUGCUGUGUGUGGGUGUGAUUCUGUGACAGCCAUCCCCCUGACUAGAUAAAGGCAGACCCCAUACACCCCGGGGUGGAGGUGGUGGGGUGGGGGGAUUUAGGUUACAGCGGAGAUAGUUUGAAGUUUACAAGCUGUGAUUCCACUUUGAUGAACUUUUAUUUAUUUAAAUCCUGAGAAGGACUAAACAGAUUUCCCCCUCUAACCAAUCUUCCCCGCACCCCACCAAAUUUUGUUUCAUUUCCAGGACCAGAGGAUCAGCUUUCCGUGUCUGCAUGGACCCUUGUUUCAGUGAAUAACUUUCAUGGCGGGGUGGGGAGGUGGUGAAUUGAAUUAAGCCCACACACCAGGUCAUCAAUCCUUAGUAUCUGAGGAUUAACUCGGUUAAUGUUCUGUAUUAGUUCGUUAAAAAUCUCGUUUUGGUUCAUCAAUAUUACUCGGUGCACACUUCCUUUAACCCCCUAGUAACAGCUGGUUAAGUUGGUUAGUCCUUAGUGAUAGCUCGUUAAAUUGGUCGAUAUCCAGGUCACGGUGAAAGCUGUAACUGGACUCUACUAAAAUGGGAACGAAUCUAAAAUAUACAAAAAAACGAGCUGAAACAAAGGCUGUGAGUAGUGGAAACUUUGUUUCUAAAUAAAAGCAUUUUGUAAGUGA